Capra hircus (goat) is the source of this 3010-nucleotide messenger RNA. RefSeq names its product pleckstrin homology domain containing A3 (gene PLEKHA3). The record is from RefSeq and is a predicted model, not a curated record. Lineage: Eukaryota; Metazoa; Chordata; Mammalia; Artiodactyla; Bovidae. Gene Ontology annotation, biological process: retrograde transport, endosome to Golgi; endosome organization; receptor recycling. The coding region runs from base 905 to 1807 and encodes 300 amino acids. Gene Ontology annotation, cellular component: early endosome; recycling endosome; trans-Golgi network. The transcript has 8 exons.
CCUUGGGGCCCUUCGCUGUUCCCUGCCGGAGGAUUCUCAGAGGCACACCGCCUUCCUAGGAGAUAAUUUCUCAGAUCCCCCGAAUGUGAAGAAGAUGCGAAGUUAACAUAAAUAGGAAGUCUUUUAUUUUUUGAAAAGCAACCACCGGAGGGAUCGGAGGCUCAAUUACGGGAAAACCUGAGGCCUAAAUCAGCGCCUGACAGACGAAUGCUCUGGGGCCUAGUCCUCGGGUUGGCCCGGGGGCUGCGCGCACAGUGGAGUCUGCCUGCGUUAGUCCUGGGCCCCGAGGCUUAGGCACCAGGAUACUGGGGAGCGGUCGGCCCAGGACUCAGUGUCCGGGAUGAGAGUGGGAUCCGCCAGCCGAGGGUCUGUAGGAGAAUGAGGAGGAGUCAGGGCUCUGGGCCGCCCUCUUCGCGUAGCCUCUGGCUCGGCGAAGGGGCAGUAGGCCGCGCCCGCUCCUCAGGCCCCGCCGCCGGGGAGGGGUUUCCCGGGACGCGCCGGCCCCUUUCAUCCAGGAAGUGAAAGCGACGUCGGGGUCAAUGAAAAUAAACGGGGAACCCGGGGUGGAAGGAAGGCGGGCUAGAAGGAGGGAGCGCUCGGCAGCGGAAACGCGAACGGAAGGCCGGCCGGGGUCGCGAUUUUGCCGCCGCCUCCUCGGGGGCUAGCCCGGGGAUGUCUGAGGCCACGUCUCGCGGCCCCCGAGCUCCACGCAGCGGCCGCCGUCCGGGCCUUUGAGGGCCGCCACGUCCCUGCGGCGCGCGCGGCCUGAGGGCGGCUUGGUGCCGGCUGGGGGCGCCGGGGGCGGGGCCCGGGCGGGCGGGGAGGGGUUGCCCAGGCUCUGAGUUUCCCGCAUCACUUCGGCCGGCGCUGGGCCAGGAGGAUGCUCGGCGCAGGGCUGUGAAGCAUGGAGGGGGUUCUGUACAAGUGGACCAACUAUCUCACGGGUUGGCAGCCUCGUUGGUUUGUUUUAGAUAAUGGAAUCCUGUCCUACUAUGAUUCUCAAGAUGACGUUUGCAAAGGGAGCAAAGGAAGUAUAAAGAUGGCAGUUUGUGAAAUAAAAGUCCAUUCAGCUGACAACACGAGAAUGGAAUUAAUCAUUCCAGGAGAGCAGCAUUUCUACAUGAAGGCAGUGAAUGCAGCUGAGAGACAGAGGUGGCUGGUUGCUCUGGGCAGCUCCAAAGCCUGUUUGACUGACACAAGGACUAAAAAAGAAAAAGAAAUAAGUGAAACCAGUGAGUCUCUGAAAACCAAAAUGUCUGAACUUCGCCUCUACUGUGACCUCCUAAUGAAGCAAGUUCAUACGAUCCAAGAAUUUGUUCACCAUGAUGAGAGUCAUUCAUCUCUCAGCAUAGAGAACAUGAAUGAAGCCUCUUCUCUACUUAGUGCCACGUGUAAUACAUUCAUCACAACGCUUGAGGAAUGUGUGAAGAUAGCAAAUGCCAAGUUUAAACCCGAGAUGUUUCAGCUGUCCCAUCCGGAUCCCUUAGUUUCUCCUGUGUCACCUUCCCCUGUUCAAAUGAUGAAGCGUUCUGUCAGCCAUCCUGGUUCUUGCAGUACAGAGAGGAGUAGCCACUCUAUGAAAGAACCAAUGUCUACACUUCACCGACUCUCCCAGCGACGCCGAAGAACCUACUCAGAUACAGACUCUUGUAAUGAUGUUCCUCUUGAAGACCCAGAUAGACCUGUUCACUGUUCAAGAAAUACACUUAAUGGAGAUUUGGCAUCAGCAACCAUUCCUGAAGAAAGCAGAUUUAUGACCAAAAAAAAAUCUGAAUCAGAAGAUCCUCUUCUAUCCUUCUCUUCCUGAGGAAACAGAAGUGUCCAACUUCCGCCAAGUAUUGCUAUGCAAAAGCUGCUGUAAUUAAACUAUGUUAUAGGGAGUAGUUUUUCCCUUAGGAUUUCUCUGCACUUUAUAGAAUAUUGUAAAACAAACAAAAAAACAACCCACAUACCUUUGAAGUGUAUUUUAUCUUUAUAUAGUUUAUUUGCAAGAGUAUUUUCCUAAUAACUUCACAGUAUGAAUGUGCAUCUUUUUUUUUUUUUUUUAACAAAUGAUGGUGUAACAUUUCGACAUCCAUAAGGACAAAUGUAGAUAUUUUUCUAAAAAACUGUGAGGGACUGACAGCUUAGUCAGUGUGUAUUGUAGCUUAUAAACAUGAAAUCUUAUAAACCUAAGGUUUCAGUUUGACAGACGUGUGAUAAAUAUAUAACUUGUGCCAUGGACCAAAUGGUCACUUUACCCCAGCUGAAAUGAGUUAUGGUUGCAGCUUGAUGGUGUUUGUAUUAUAUUCCUUUAACCAAAAAGGAAACAUUUAAUAUUUGAGAUAUUUUUACCCCAAAUACUAUGACAUUGAGGAUUUUUAAAAAACCAGACUGUGCUGUCCUUCGUAUAUGAAGUUGACACUACUGAUUCAUCAAUACCAAAUGUUGUGUUAAAGUAUUUAAUUUUUACUUAUUUAUUUUUCUGUUGCAUCAAAAAAAAAAAAAGAUUGCAUCCUAACUUUUAUGACCUACCAAAUUUAAGAUGUGUGUGUAUUGUUAUUUACAUUGUUCUAGAAAGAAGUUAAUGUUGUAGUGACCUUGCUCACUUCACCAGAGAAAUAAAUGACUUGCAAUGGAAGAGGAUUUAGUGCUUUUUUUCCCAGAAUAGACAUUAUUAAGCUACUGUUGUAAGGUAUUGAUAUUUGCAGCUCUUUAGAAUAUCUCGACUUUUUUUAUUUAUGAGUAUUUAUAAAAAAAGGAAUCUGUCAAGGCGACUACCCUACGUAACUUGAGAAUGGCAUUAUUUAAAGAACAAAUAGCAUUUUUUAGUAGUGCCUGUCCAUGCCGUCAGUGUUUGCCUUGUAAACUGUUUUUUCAAUUCACUUUGGAGUGACGGUUUUGUCCAAGGUUUUAGAUGAGGAGCACUUUAAAACAAACUGGUUUGAUGUUUUUAAGUUAAUCAUAUGUUUAAUAAAUAUGUGGUUUUUGCAUUCAAACUCGUCAUAUAAUACAUUGUAUUUUUUACAUU